Salmo salar (Atlantic salmon) is the source of this 1731-nucleotide messenger RNA. The record is from RefSeq and is a predicted model, not a curated record. NCBI's taxonomy places the organism in Eukaryota, Metazoa, Chordata, Actinopteri, Salmoniformes, Salmonidae.
AUGGGUCCUACCGAGAGAGACGUGACUAUCGUGGAUUUCUCUUGGGAGCCUCAACUACAUCAUGAUGCUGACGAGGCAGAGAAGAUUCUUUCCAGAUCAGAACACCUCAAGAAACAUCAGCAGAGACCCACAGGGAAGAAGCCCCACUGCUGCUCUGACUGUGGGAAACAUUGUAAAUGUUCAUCAGAACUAAAAAUACACCAGCGAGUACACACAGGAGAGAAGCCUUAUAGCUGUACUCAAUGUGGGAAGAGUUUUACUACGUCUUCCAAUCUGACUAAACACCAGAGAAGACACACAGAAGAGAAGCCUUAUAGCUGUACUCAAUGUGGGAAGAGUUUUGUUACAUCUAGCUAUCUGACUUUACACCAGAGAACACACACAGGAGAGAACUCUUAUAGCUGUGAUCAAUGUGGGAAGAGUUAUGUUACAUCUAGCUCUCUGAAGGUACACCAGAGAACACACACAGGAGAGAAACCAUAUAGCUGUACUCAAUGUGGGAAGAGUUUUACUACAUCGAGCUCUCAGAAGGCACACAAGAGAACACACACAGGAGAGAAGCCAUAUAGCUGUAAUCAAUGUGGGAAAAGUUUUACUCGGUCAAGCUCCCUGAUAAUGCACCAGAGAACACACACAGGAGAGAAACCAUAUAGAUGUAAUGAAUGUGGGAAGAGUUUUACUCAGCCAAAUGGAUUGAUAUUACACAAGCGGACACACACAGGAGAGAAACCGUGUAGUUGUACUCAAUGUGGGAAGAGUUUUAUUCAGGCAAGCUGCCUGAAAGUACACCUGAGAACACACACAGGAGAGAAACCUUACCACUGCUCUGAUUGCGGAAAGAGUUUUGUUAGAUCAAGUGAUUUAAAAUCACACCGGAGAACACACACAGGAGAGAAAUCACCAUAUAGCUGUACUCAAUGUGAGAAGAGUUUUAAUCAGUCAUGCUCCCUGAUAUCACACCAGAGAACACACACAGGAGAGAAACCUUUUAGCUGUAUUCAAUGUGGGAAGAGUUUUACUCAGUCAAGCAGCCUGAUAGCACACCAGAGAACACACAUAGGAGAGAAAUCUCAUAACUGUCAUCAAUGUGACAAGAGAUACUCUGUUAAAAGAUCUCUGAUCAAACAUCAGAAAAUACAUAAAUGAAGGAGUUGUUUUAAUAAUCUCACAGUGUAGAAUGUUUUAACAUUGUAGUAUGAGUAUUUUAAUGAUGUCACAAUGUAGAACCUUAAAAUGUUUGCCCCCUGUUCUAUUGAUUUCAGCAUGAUAUGGAUAUUAGCAUCACGGAAAAAUACAAGCUCUGAAUUGAAAGAGUACUAUUUAUGUGAUUUAACAAAAAGUGACUAACAAAAAAAGAGUUGUGUUGCACUUCCCACAUUGGCCACCCACUUGAAUCAAAAUGCAACACUUGAAAAUGUAGCGAGCUGUCUACAAAGUUUACUCAUUUUCCCCAGAUUCUGUGUGGUUUUUGAGCUGUUAGUUUUAACAGGACAUGCAAUCUCAACUCGCUCCUGUCGCACAAUUGAUUUCAACAUGAUAUCGAUGUGGUGAUGACAAAUAAGUGUUCCAUUCCUUUGUUUAGCGACCCCUUCAUUUAAAUGCAUCACUCCAAAAUGUAGCUGACUGUCUUCUGCAGGUUGUCCUCUAACCAGUGAGGUAAAAUAUAAUGACUGAGUCGGGACAUUGUAAAGUAAUAGCCUAUUUUGCUGUAUAAAGAGAAAGAGAGCGACA